Messenger RNA from Dibothriocephalus latus, 1686 nucleotides. NCBI's taxonomy places the organism in Eukaryota, Metazoa, Platyhelminthes, Cestoda, Diphyllobothriidea, Diphyllobothriidae. The record is from the annotation of a GenBank genome assembly.
AUGAAUUCCAUGCAACGAAACCUCGAGGGAAAGUCAGAAGUAUUGCGGAAGUUAAUUCCUGUUGCAACCCAGCUCGAACCUCUUAAUGCUCUCAGCUCUCUAUCUGCCCAAAUUGCUAGCACCGAUCGAAUACUCCUGCUCUCUGCCAUCAAGGAAACCCGAAAGGCCUUUGAACAACGUGUCGGCCUUAUAGAUCGUUGUUUCCGAGUGAAACCUUUCAUACACAAGCAUGGAAAUAGCCUUGUCAGAAUUGAGACCAAAGAGCCCGCCAGCCUUUCCUUCCAGGCUCUGGGAGCCACGUCGGAAGUCUACGAGUACGACGUGGCAAUAAUGAGAGGGAGCAUCGUCCAGCCUCUGCCUCGACUAUUAGCGACCCUUUACGGACAUGGCAUUGAAAUGGGUCUUCAUCCAACCCUCCUUGGUCUGGCUGAUGAGGGUUUCGCUAAUCUAGUAAUCGAAAGGCCACUGCGAGUAGUCGCUUUUUUGGCUCAGUGUUCAGCCAACCUGUGGUUGCAAACUAAUGGCUUGAUUGAAAAAAUCGUGACCUUAUGGUCCUCAUUUUUUCGAUUAUGGGAGCAGAUGAUGGGAAUCUCUACAGCAGAAACAGUGGGAUGUGACUAUCAACUUCUUCAGCAAGCGGCUGCGGUUUUGCACCCGGAUGAGCUGAUUGUUCGCAUGGUGCACAAACUAAAUCUAAAGGACUAUCUAAGUGAAAAGUCUUCGCAACCGAGUUCUGGGAGUGUGCAGGCGGCGGAGAGCCUCCUGCGGGUUCUGCACUUCAUUGUGACUAGCCGAUCUAUCCACGGUGUCGGCUAUUUUGACCCCUCAAUCGUCGCGGCCAUACCCUCCUUACCACAACUCUUUCCCCCCGACUUCAAUGAUCUGGACGAGUCGUUGGAGAUCGAAGAUGCCGUCCUGGUGGAUGAUAUCAUUCACCAGCUCUGCCUGCGUCCUAUGACCCCCUCAGAGGUCUGUUCUGCCCUCCCGUCACACACUUUCCGUAGUUGCCUCUAUGAGUUGCCGCCUUACUGUGGCCUCCGUGGCUCAGCAGGGCACAAUUCCAGCACCUCAAUUGGCGACAGAAAGUUGGCUGUUAGGCGACUAAACGACAAGAUCGGUCCAAUCUCUAACAUAUUGCAGAAAGUGGCCACACAGAUGUUAGUGGGAGAGGAUGUGAAAGUUACUCUGCGGCCUGAUGUUCUGGUCGUUCGAUUUGACCUCUUCCAUCCUUCCUAUGGGUCGAAGCAACAAAGCGAAGCCAAGGACGCAGUCAUUCAGAGCUUGACGCAGGCUCAUGAAGUCAACGCUAACCUCUUCCCGGUGGAUUUUCCUAUUCCUCCACCGCCACCUCGUCCUCGACGACGUUUUCUAAGUCAUCUGAAUGCCCCUAUCCUGCGCUUGCUUCGCUGUCCAACCUUCGUCCGCCUCCUCCGUCAACUGCUGGACAUUGGCAUCAAGUAUGGGAGCCAGCAGUCGAGAUGGUCUGAGACCCUUCUUGAGCUGGUCCUCCAUCUGAUAAUUAUUGCUCUAUACGAGGACUUUGUAGCAUUCACUGAAACUGGCGAAAGACCCUUUCUAAAAGCGGUCAGUCUAGUGCCUGAAGCGUCCGAGAGUGCCGAGGAGUUGGAGCACCUUGCCGAACUACGACACUGGGAGAGGCAAGACCCUCCCGCUUCUACAAACUAG